AUGGAGCCAGGAUGUGGCAUGUGUGCAUGACGUCAUUUCUCCAUGUACUGUUCGCCAUUUUGGAAGAAAAAAAAAAAUCACGGAUAAUUUCCGUGGUCUUGACAGAUCUGGACCCGAGUCUUUACACUGAUUGUGGAUGCUACCUAUUUCCCCGAGCAAGCCGCAUUGGUUGAUAAAGUAUUGGAAGUCGUGUACAGCAAGAGCUGCUACAUGAAGCAAUGGCGGGAGUUGCAGGAGGAAAUGAUUUCCAGUGGUGUUUCUCUCAAGUGAAAGGAGCGAUAGAUGAAGAUGUUGCGGAAGCUGACAUAAUCUCAACAGUUGAGUUCAACUAUUCUGGAGAAUUGCUUGCAACUGGAGAUAAAGGAGGCAGAGUAGUGAUAUUUCAACAUGAACAGGAGUCUAAGAAUCGUCCACACCUGCGUGGGGAGUACAACGUCUAUAGCACUUUUCAGAGUCACGAGCCAGAAUUUGACUAUUUGAAAAGUUUAGAAAUUGAGGAAAAAAUUAAUAAAAUAAGAUGGCUACCCCAACAAAAUGCUGCUCACUUUCUACUUUCGACAAAUGAUAAAACUAUCAAAUUGUGGAAAAUAAGUGAAAGAGAUAAAAGAGCAGAAGGUUACAACCUGAAAGAUGAAGAUGGACGACUCAGAGACCCCUUUAGAAUCACCUCUUUACGGGUACCAGUACUGAUGCCAAUGGAUCUCAUGGUAGAAGCAAGCCCACGGAGGAUCUUUGCAAAUGCGCACACCUAUCACAUUAAUUCCAUUUCUGUAAAUAGUGAUCAUGAAACGUACCUCUCUGCAGAUGACCUAAGAAUAAAUCUAUGGCACUUGGAAAUCACAGACAGAAGUUUUAAUAUUGUAGACAUCAAGCCCGCCAACAUGGAGGAACUGACAGAAGUAAUCACAGCUGCUGAGUGCCAUCCACACCAAUGCAAUGUAUUUGUGUACAGCAGUAGCAAAGGCACCAUCCGCCUGUGUGACAUGCGAGCAGCGGCACUCUGUGAUAGGCACUCAAAGUUCUUUGAGGAGCCAGAGGAUCCAAGCAGCCGAUCCUUUUUCUCUGAGAUCAUCUCCUCCAUCUCGGACGUGAAGUUCAGUCACAGCGGACGCUAUAUGAUGACACGUGACUACCUCUCCGUCAAAGUUUGGGACCUCAACAUGGAGAACAGGCCAGUGGAGACGUAUCAGGUCCAUGAAUACCUUCGCAGUAAGCUCUGCUCCUUGUAUGAAAAUGACUGCAUCUUUGACAAGUUUGAGUGCUGCUGGAAUGGCAGUGACAGUGCCAUCAUGACCGGCUCCUACAACAACUUCUUCCGAAUGUUUGACCGCAACACCAGGCGGGACAUCACACUGGAGGCGUCCCGGGAGAGCAGCAAACCACGGGCUACGCUCAAACCACGCAAAGUGUCCACUGGUGGCAAGAGGAAGAAGGAUGAGAUCAGCGUGGACAGCCUGGACUUCAACAAGAAGAUCCUCCACACUGCCUGGCACCCCAAAGAUAACGUGAUAGCUGUGGCAGCCACCAACAACUUGUACAUUUUCCAGGACAAAAUCAACUAGAAGAUUUGGGGCUCCAGAGGAUAGGGCUUUUACCGUACCUGUGUAGUUAAGCCUACUACUUGUCUAUCUGUAUAAGAAGAAACAGCCUUGUUGUCCUCCUGGUGAAGAAUUCGAAAGCACGUGUCUACUUUUUUUUUGCCACAGGAGGUUAAUCCAUAGGCCUGUUUUAUUUUGAAUCUGAGCUUAGGUUGUUUUUGCCUUUGGCACCAGGGCAAUCAACGUGCCCCCCGACCCAGAAAGCCCAAUUUGGGUCUAAUUGACGGAAUGGCACUCCCUAGAGGUCAAACUCUUGAACGUUGGUGUUUGUGUUGACAUUUUAAGCCUUCAUUUCACGAUUUAAUGACAGAACUCUUGGAAGCCCUUAAAUUACGUCUUGUCAAAGUUGUAACAUCAUCUCAAAGAUUUUGGGCCCUCUGAAGCACGGAUUAAUGGCCAAUGAGCCUAACUGUAACAUUCCCCCACUGGCCAUGUAUUCAGGCCAAACUACUGGUGGAAGAGGCCAUGAAUUUGGAAAGUGGACUUCUUUCUUUUCUUCCCCCUCCCUCCUCUUGCUUUACCCCAGUCAAUACGGUGACAUCAUUUCACUGACUGUAUCUACUCAAGUACACCUUGUCAUCCACAUAAUAAAAGAAACUAAAACUACA
Messenger RNA from Perca flavescens (yellow perch), 2206 nucleotides. Its product is annotated as protein phosphatase 2, regulatory subunit B, delta. The record is from RefSeq and is a predicted model, not a curated record. Gene Ontology annotation, molecular function: protein binding; protein phosphatase regulator activity. The coding region runs from base 219 to 1562 and encodes 447 amino acids. The transcript is spliced from 10 exons. Gene Ontology annotation, cellular component: protein phosphatase type 2A complex. NCBI's taxonomy places the organism in Eukaryota, Metazoa, Chordata, Actinopteri, Perciformes, Percidae.